Messenger RNA from Oncorhynchus mykiss (rainbow trout), 4137 nucleotides. Its product is annotated as protein Niban 1-like. The record is from RefSeq and is a predicted model, not a curated record. Lineage: Eukaryota; Metazoa; Chordata; Actinopteri; Salmoniformes; Salmonidae.
GGGGGAACCUGUUCAAUUCAUUUUUACAGUACAAGGGGAAGGUCAUGUGAAAACAUUUUUCAAUUGUGGGGAGGGGGGUGAUAUUGUUUUAUGACAGCUUGAGUUGGACAAGCUCCCCCCUAAAUGAAAGAUUGAUUGAGGCUGCCUGUUCCCAUUUUGUGGGAAUCGGCUGUUUGGUGUCUUGUAUUUUCCAUACCAGACUGAGGUUAUUAUUUUGCCUCCUGGCAUGAAGCAAUACGAAUCUACAUCUUUAGGGGCCGAUGAAUAAACGAGAUGAUGAACGAGAACGAGGAAGUCGCGCUUGUGGGAUGGGGAGUUCACAAUAACAGCUGAAAUGUCCACUCAAUCCACGCCGCCUGUCAUUGAAUGACAGUCACUGAGCGGAAGACAGAGAGGCGUCUCCACGGUGCGGCGCCACGAUUGAUGCGACACAGUACACCUGAGGAGUGAACGAUACCUGCGGAGAGUAGACUCUUCUCCAAAACCAGCUCGCCAACAUGGGGUUAUCACCUUCUAGUCUCCUAGAUGAACAUGGAUCCAACUACAUACGAGGUUGUGCAGAGGCAGAGUUGAAAGAGUUCGGUCCCCACUACAGGACACAGUACUCUGUGGUCUUCUUCUCCCAAGUCCAAGAUGAGCUGGAGCAGCCAAAAGAGAAAAUAAAACAGCUCCUCAAACAGAGGGGUCCUCCGGAGGCGGGGGAGGUGCUGUAUGAGGAACAAGUCCUUCAUUUUGAAGCAACCAGGAAGUGGGAAGAGAGGUACGUGGUGGUGCGUGGCAACUACUGUCUGGAGUGCCACAACAGCUUUGAGACCUUUGUGAAGGGUGUGCCCCCGCGCCACAAGCUGCUGCCAACAGGGGGCACAGUGCUCACCACAGAGGAGAAAUACAUGGCCAUGGUGGACAAAUGCUUCCCUGUUUCUGAAACCAACAAUGAGAAUGAAAAGUUUGCCCCUCCUAUAAUCGGCAUGCCUGGACAGUUCCCUGUGUACCUCAGGCUUCCGUACCGUAGGGAUUACUACUUCUGCUUCCGACAGGAUGCUCGCCAAGCUGAAUUCCUCUCCAUCCUCUCCGACUGCAUCCGCCACCAGAACCAAGACUUCCUAAAGAAGAAGACAGUUGAGGUGCAGGCCUUCCUCAAAGCAGUCCACCUCUACAGACAGGAGAAGGGCAGCUAUGACUCCUGGAAAAUGCUGAUUGGCAGUGACGUCAGGGUACUGGCCAACCUGGUUAUGGAGGAGCUGUUGCCCUCUUUGGAGAAGGACAUGCUGCCUCAUCUAAAAGCCAGGAAGACAGAGAGGAAGAGAGUGUGGUUCGCUACCGUAGAAGCGGCCUAUAUCCUGGUGCAGGAGUGUUUAUUUGAAGGUAUGUCUGCUCUGAAGGAGGAGUGUAGGAAGGCAGCUCACCAGCAGGAGGUGCUGAUACGCUCUGAUAUGGACCAGAUCCUCAACUCCAGAACCUACCUGGAGGGAAAACUACGAGCUAGUGUAUUGGAGUCAGCAGAGAAGUUCUGUUCGGAGAGCGUGCAGCCCUACCUGGCCUCCGUACUGGAGGAGCUGAUGGGACCAAUCAGCUCAGGGUUCCAGGAAGCACGGCUCCUGAGUGACAGCCAGAUGGACCAACUGUGUCAGGACUUCCAGGAGGGCGGGGUUACCAAUGAACUCAAGCAGGCCCUAGCUAAACUGAGUAGGCCCAAUCUGUUGAGUUGUUACCAGAGGAUCAGCUCUCUCCACGACCAGCUGCACGACCUGCAGGAACGCUUUGGCUUCUCCAACAUCAGCAGCCUGGUCCACAGCACCCAGAUAGACCUACAGCAGCUGGUGGAGAAUGCAGCGUACACAUUUCAUCUGCUGCUCUACAAGGACAUAGAGGACAACCCAGGCAACGCGUGCUCUGCCAUGGAGAAGUCCAGGCACAGGGUGCUCAAGCAAUAUGACUAUGACAGCAGUACGGUGAGGAAAAGGAUCUUUCGUGAGGCCUUGGUGGGGAUCACUCUCCCUCACAUCAAGAAGACCCUGGCCCCCACUUACAAAACAGAGCUGCAGGGUCUUAAACAGUUCAUCUAUGCAGACUAUUCCAACUUUGUCCAUGUUCACAAUAUCUAUGAGGGCAUUUUGCUGCAGAGUCUGGACAAGGAAGUCAUCAAAGUGGUGGAGGAGGCAGCCAGGCUGAAGAAACACAAUCUGUUCACAGACACCAGAGACCUCCUGAGCCAGUCCAGCUGCUCCAGCAUAAUCUCCACCCCAGCAACCCAGCCAGGAUGCUAGGCUUCCCCGGACAGCUCCAGACCCAGCCCGAAGCCGAGCCCCGGCCACCCUCCCUGCUGAGCCAAAGAGGCCCUCCAGGCUGGGGAGCCUGCCCCCAAGGCCCGGGACUGUGGAAGGAGAUCUGGGACCUGGUGGUGGAGGAGUUGGGAGUGGAGAAGAUGGUGCAGCGUUACCCAGGUAGUCGUAACCUAUAAGAGAGUGGUGACAAAGUGAGGGGCCUGAUGUCAACACAGAGAAUAAAGGAUGACAAGGGCCCCAUUUAAAAUAAAAAAUCACUGUAAUUGUGAGGAGUAUGGAAAGGUGAUAGACUAUACCCUUGCUGUUGUGGAAACCAACUGAGAUUGACUUCACUGUAAAAAAAACAAAGUCAUUUUUAUACAAGCAUAAAACUACGUUUCCAUAAAACUGGUAAAAUAUGAAUGUAUACAAUUGUGUUUGUGAGAAGAUCAAUGUGGUGAGAUAUGGCCAUAACUGGAUUAUCACAUUCAGAACCAAGGAAAACAUCAAAUUGACUAUUGCAAUUGUGUGGCUUGAACUUCAUUUGUGUCAUAGAUUUUUAUAUGUAUUUUAGAUGAUUUGAGAACAGUUUGAUACAUGCCAGUUUAAGUUGUUCAAUAUUAAAUCAAGAACACUGCCGUAUAUUGAAUCGGUCUAAGUAGCAAUGGGAGGGUUCUACAUAUGGAGGGUUUAGGGAUUUUCUGUUCUAUGUAUAGCUAUCCCAAUAAGAGGCAUCAUGAUUUGAGGAGUAUAUUAUUAUACUGUCUACACGUAGGCCUACUGCAUUGAUUCCAUGAAGAAGAAUGAGCCAUUUCCAAUGGACGUGGUUGCUAUGGAGACUGGUCUAGUGUCUUUAUUUCUGAAUAACCUUUAGCUGUGUUGAAAUGUCAACACCAUCCAGUGCCUGUACAUAACAUUUUUCACUGGCAAUUUGGGAAGGGGCUGUGCAUGUUUACUGUAUAUUUAACAGUUAAUUGCAAUUAAUUGAUUGUUUUCAGCUACUUUUGUGCUCCAUAAACUCGGCUAUUAACCCUUCAGUGCUAAAGGAAGGCAAACGUAUUAAAUGUUUUAUUUGACUAUAAAACAAUACAAAGGUUAUUUUAUUUAAAUAAAUAACACACAAGCACUGGACGGCUGGCUGGCUUUUCUAGACUUCAUACAGUAUUUUAUAGUUUCUCAGACUCUAAAAUUGUUCAUGGAUAAACAAAAUUAUUGCCACCCUUCAUAAAGACUGUAUAAAAUAAAUCAUACAAAUACUGAGUGUACAGAACAUUAGGAACACCAGCUCUUUCCAUGACAGACAGAAUCCAGGUGAAAGCUAAGAUCCCUUACUGAUGUCACUUGUUAAAUCCACCUCAGUGUCGAUGAAGGAGACAGGUUAUAGAAGGAUUUGUAAGCCUCUAGACAAUUGAGACAUGGAUUGUGUGUGUGCGCCAUUCAGAGGGCAAGACUAAAUAUUUAAGUGUGCUUGCUCUAUUUCCUCUACGGCAUAAGUACCUUAUGGUUGAAGACUCUUCUUUGAGUCAUAAAAGUGCAUUGAAAUCGCAUACUUUGAAGAGGUGUGUGGCCACUUGGAAACACCAGUUAGUCCUCUUACUCAAACCCUUAUGUUUUUGUCUUACGUUGCACCUAACCCACAUUUUCCAGGAAGUCUUAUGUUACUGAAUGUAUCCAGAGUAUUUUCAGAUUUCAUUAUCAACAAAUGCAGUGAAAAGUAUAGUAAAUGUAAAAUGCACAUAAAAUCAAGCAAUGUUUGGAUUCAGUCGUGUCAGGUGAACUGUUGUGUACUCACCUUUGGUCUAAUAAUUUCCCCAUUAUCUCCAAACUGUUCCCUUUCAAUAUUUAUUCUGUAAGAAACAUUGAAAUGUAUCCC